AGCGACGAAGGGUGUUCUGAUUGGCUGAGGGUGGAGUUUGUAUGUGCUUGGUUAGCGCCACGCUGCUGGCUGCAGCUGCUGUUGAGUGUUUGGCCUCAGGUGGGCUCACGCGAUGAACUUCGAGGUGAAGUUCACUUCCCCUGUUACUUACAAGCUGAAACUGGCCCAGACGUGCAGCGUAAGAAAGGACGAAGUUGUGUUCUUCAAAACCAGAGGGAAGUUGGUCGUGAUGUCUCGAGAGACGGAGGGGGAGUGUCAGCAGUCCCACGGCAGUGGCGCCUGUUCCCAGUCCCAAGGUGGUUUCUCUCAGUCUCAAGGCAUCUCCUCCCAGACACACGGCGGCUCUUCACAGUCUCAAGGCACGUCCAGUUCCAGCAGCACGGCACCCACAUCUAGCCAGUCCUCUCACUCCAGCUCAGGAACGCUGAGCUCUUUCGACACAGUGUCUACCCAAGAACUCUGUUCUAUUCCUGAGGACCAAGAACCUGAGGAGCCUGUCCCUGCCCCUUGGGCUCGAUUAUGGGCCCUUCAGGAUGGAUUCCCCAAUCUUGAGUGUGUUAAUGACAACUACUGGUUUGGGAGAGAUAGAAGCUGUGAAUACUGCUUUGACGAGCCACUGCUGAAAAGAACGGAUAAAUACCGGACUUACAGCAAGAAGCACUUUCGGAUUUUCAGAGAAAUGGGUCCUAAAAACUCUUACAUCGCAUACAUAGAAGAUCACAGUGGGAAUGGAACCUUUGUAAAUAGAGAGCUGGUAGGGAAAGGAAGACGCCUUCCUUUGAAUAACAAUUCUGAAAUUGCACUUUCAGUGUGGAGUAAUAAAGUUUUUGUAUUUUUUGAUCUGACUGUAGAUGAUCAAUCAAUUUAUCCUAAGGAAUUAAGAGACCAAUACAUCAUGUCAAAAACUCUUGGAAGUGGUGCCUGUGGUGAGGUGAAGCUAGCUUUUGAGAGGAAAACGUGUAAGAAAGUAGCCAUAAAAAUCAUCAGCAAAAGGAAGUUCGCUAUUGACUCUGAGAGAGAGGCUGAUCCAGCUCUCAAUGUUGAAACAGAAAUAGAAAUUUUGAAAAAACUAAAUCAUCCUUGUAUCAUCCAAAUUAAAGACUUUUUUGAUGCCGAAGAUUAUUACAUUGUCUUGGAAUUGAUGGAAGGAGGAGAGCUCUUCGACAGGGUGGUGGGAAAUAAGCGCCUGAAAGAAGCUACGUGCAAACUCUAUUUUUACCAGAUGCUCCUGGCUGUCCAGUACCUUCACGAAAAUGGUAUUAUACAUCGGGACUUAAAGCCAGAGAAUGUUCUGCUCUCAUCUCAAAAAGAGGACUGUCUUAUAAAGAUUACUGAUUUUGGGCAGUCUAAGAUCUUGGGGGAGACCUCUCUCAUGAGAACAUUAUGUGGUACUCCUACUUACCUGGCUCCUGAGGUUCUUAAUUCCUUUGGGACUGCUGGAUAUAACCGGGCUGUGGAUUGCUGGAGUUUAGGAGUGAUUCUUUUUAUUUGCCUUAGUGGGUAUCCACCUUUCUCUGAGCAUAAGACUCAAGUGUCUUUGAAGGAUCAGAUCACCAGUGGAAAAUUCAAUUUCAUUCCUGAAGUCUGGGCAGAGGUCUCAGAAAAGGCUCUGGACCUUGUCAAGAAGUUGUUGAUAGUGGAUCCAAAGGUGCGUUUUACGACAGAAGAAGCUUUAAGACACCCAUGGCUUCAGGAUGAGGACAUGAAGAGAAAAUUUCAGAAUUUGCUUUUUGAAGAAAAUAAGUCGAUGUCUUUACCCCAAGCCCCAGCCCAGUGCCCUUAGAAGACUUAAUAAGGACGAGUGAGUUGAAUGCAUUAAAGAAACACAGCCGGAGAUUGUCACUCAAGAGGUCUCCUGCAAGGCAAAUUGGAAGACUCUAUUAGAAGUUCAAAUUGAAACUUGUUGGAAAUUUAAAAUCUGGGCAAGUGGUUGAUUAUUGAUUAUAAUUUUAUUCCUCCAAGGUUCUUUGUUAGGAUUAGUUAAUAUCUGCUCAUUCGUAUUCUGCCUUCUUUUGGUGAAUUAUACUCACCUUCCCACUGUCCCCUUGAAAUUUUAUAAAUGGGGAAACAAAGACACAAAAAAGAUGAUCUUUCCACAAAAGAGCAAGAUCUGGGGCUCCCAGCAAGAGGUAUUGUAGUCCCUUUGAACUUCAUAAUUUCGCAGGAGAUGCCAGAGAGGAGGGAAGGUGUUUAUGCUGCGUCCUUUCAGUAUACAUUAAGCGGUCUGAAGCCACAAAGGAGAGAAAUGUCCUUGAAUAAACAUGUCUGAGUCUGGGCACAUUUGGUGGGGAUUCAGAUGUCAAGGGGGGGAUGACUCCUAAUUCUUGGCACUAGAAGCUUCAUGUGAAAUGCUCCAGGUUUACUGGCAGCACAGUGGAACACUUUGAUAAUCUUAGAGCCAGUGGUUUUCUUUGAACAUUUCUUCCUUUUUACUUCCAGCCUUCCACAAGUCGAAAGCGGCUUCUUGAAGGGGAAGCAGAGGACGCUGACACCACAAAGCGUCUGGCUGUGUGUGCUGCCGUGUCGUGAACACUGGUUGGACAUGAAAG
Messenger RNA from Lontra canadensis (Northern American river otter), 2549 nucleotides. It is a transcript of the gene CHEK2, whose product is annotated as checkpoint kinase 2. The record is from RefSeq and is a predicted model, not a curated record. The transcript is spliced from 16 exons. Gene Ontology annotation, molecular function: protein serine/threonine kinase activity; protein binding; ATP binding. Gene Ontology annotation, biological process: mitotic DNA damage checkpoint signaling; protein phosphorylation. Gene Ontology annotation, cellular component: nucleus; cytoplasm. The coding region runs from base 113 to 1783 and encodes 556 amino acids. Lineage: Eukaryota; Metazoa; Chordata; Mammalia; Carnivora; Mustelidae.